AUGUCACCAUACGACUUCCACAUCUCGACUCCACGUCUCUACCUCUCCUAUCUCGAUCCCUCCUCUGACGAACAGUGCGACUUCACCCUUGCACUCUAUCAUGGCGCCCCAUCUGUUCGACGGUACCCUGGCGUGAUCAAAGACGUACCAGAUCGCGAAGCAGUGCGAAAGAUCGCCGCCUCUGGAGAUGAGAAGCUUCGUGCGAGUGGAUAUGGGCGGUACAUCAUCAGCUUGAAACCAGAAUCGCCUGCAGAUGACGAGGAGACCGGAGUUCCAUUCUCACAAAGGAAAUUAGAACGCAUUGGGAUUGUUAGCAUGCAACUAGGACGUGUUGCAGGCGAGCAAGCACCCACCAUGCCGGAUGUCGGCUUCAACAUGAUGGAGCGGUAUCAUGGGAAGGGAUAUGCGACAGAAGCUGCGCAGGGGCUGAUCAAGUACUUUCGCGAGGAGAAAGGUGCGAUGGAGAUUGCGGGUUUGACUGACGACACGAACGAAGAGGCGAAGAGACUCUUCCGCAGACUGGGAUUUACGAACCAUGGAGUCAGGAAGGUACGUGGUAUUCGGUGGGGUGGCGAAGUAAUCGACGUGGAUCUCUGGACCUUGGGACUAGAGGAUGGGAAGAAACUAGAAGACUUCGGGUUUUGA
Molecule: messenger RNA, 645 nt
Organism: Alternaria infectoria
Lineage: Eukaryota; Fungi; Ascomycota; Dothideomycetes; Pleosporales; Pleosporaceae
Exons: 2
Coding region: 1-645 (214 amino acids)
Molecular function (GO): acyltransferase activity, transferring groups other than amino-acyl groups
Source: RefSeq, a predicted model, not a curated record